Molecule: messenger RNA, 1440 nt
Organism: Eriocheir sinensis (Chinese mitten crab)
Lineage: Eukaryota; Metazoa; Arthropoda; Malacostraca; Decapoda; Varunidae
Gene: Ccdc58
Product: protein MIX23-like
Exons: 4
Coding region: 126-560 (144 amino acids)
Cellular component (GO): mitochondrial intermembrane space; mitochondrion
Source: RefSeq, a predicted model, not a curated record
UUAUAUUCCUUCCAUUAAGUCUCCUUGGUAAACUCAAUAUAUGAUUUACACCUGCAAAGUAUUCUAAUAUAUAAUAAAAAGAAUACAACAUAAAAAUAAAACGCACCCAUUCGGACAAGGCCAAGAUGGACGCCCCCACGCCGCCGUCAUGCGAGGACAUAGCAGAAACACUGAGGGCCAUGCGGACAAUAGAUGACAAAAUUGUGUAUGAGCUGAACCUGGCGACGCCCACACAGUCAUUCCGCAGCGAGGUGGACCCCAAGGCACACUGCGCAGACUUGUACAGACAGCUCACCCAGAUCUACAAUGAGCGUGGCACCCUCAUUCAGCGGUGUGUGGAGGAGGCACGGGAAGAGCUGAAGGGGAUGCAGUCAGAGAUAGUAAAACGAAGGGAUGACCCGUUGUUCAUGAGGAAAGUACGCAGUGAACAGAGCAAGGUGCGGGAAUUGCAAAACGAGUCCUCAAUUGAGGAAAUCAUCCGAGAGAGGAGCCUGAAGGUGUUUUAUGAGAAGUGCCACCUCUUCUACAAGCCCCCACAACCCACCAGCAAGCCCCAAUGACUGACAACACACCAACCGCCACCACACACAGUACAACACCACCACCAUCAUGAUUACUACUUCCAACAGAACAGUAAGGGUGAAGCAAGCCUCAGGAAAGAGUUAGCUGUGGUUGUUAAGUAGGGAAUGUCCACCAGUUUCUACACAUCAUGUCAGUUACUGCAUUCACAUCAGGAUGAACAUUACCCUGGAAAAUUGUGCUGAGGUAUAAAAAUUAAUUGCUUAAAAAGAUAGAUAUUAUUUUGACUAUUGUUAAUUUCUGUGCCUCAGUUCAGUUUUCACUAUACUUUUUUUUUUCUUUAGAUGCAAGUACUGAUUGAAGUGGUGUGUAUGAACUGGCAAACACAACCUAAGAGAGAAUAUAACAUCCAACACGGCAAACAACUUCACUAUGAAAUGUUGUAUCCUAGAUAACUUCAAUUGUAAAGUCAAAGUGAAAGAGGUUUUUAUCCUUAAAAUAAAUAUAUGCUCAGAAUGGACUACAAUAUUAAAUAAUAAACAUUUUAUGCUUCAAUUCUGUAAAAUAUUGCAUUGCAUUUGCGUACAAAAUAUCGGUGGGUUGGAGGAGCUUGGUUGUAGAGCUUUAUAAUAGUGUCCAAGCAAGGAGCAAACAAGUCGCAUUAGGACAUUCAGGGAACAAGGGAGUUUGUCAUCCAAGCAGUUGUUUCCACUGCCUAAGCUUUAAGGGAGGAGGUUAGGUUGUUGAGGUUACGAGCAGCUUGGCAUCAUCACAGACUCGUACAUGUAUAUUCUUUCAUUGCCCUGUUACAUAAUGAUCAUGUUCAUAACUCCACAUGCAGUCUGUCAACAUUGUGAGUUCUAUAUAAUGUUUGUAUUUCCUUUGUACUGGGAGGUUCUUGUAUAGUACAUUUGUUAGACA